CUGUGCGCUAUUGAAGCGUAAAUCGAUACACGUAUAGCUACCUACCAUCGUAGUUUCAACGCAGAUCUCGGUUUCAUACGAACUUUAUGGUAUUUGUGUUAAAACAGGAUGAAUCGAUGCUAUUUAUAAGUCAUAUACAAUUUGUUGCAGCUUUAAACAGUAUUAUCGUAUCAAAAUACAGACAGAAGAUGUCCGGUCUUGCCGACCACGUGACGUGUUCGGUGUGCAUGGACUUGUAUUCGGAUCCCCUCGCUCUGCCGUGUAUGCACAGUUUCUGUCGCCAUUGCAUCGAGGGGUUACAUGCUUCGUGUUUGACCUUGAAAUGUCCAGAUUGCCGACAGGAUGUCGAACUUGGUCGAAAUGGGAUUCGUGACCUUCCGAAAAACUUCCAAUUGGCGGGUAUCGUGGAAAGCUUUAAGAAAGAAAAUAGUUCCAAGACACGUGGUCGUUCGGAUGGAAAUGGCAGUCAGCCAUUAUGUCCGCAACAUUCGAUGACGUGUGAAAUCCUGUGUGAAACGUGUUCAAGACAUGCGUGCCCCAAGUGUUUGACAACCUCAAACCAUUCUAAGCAUCGGUUAAAAAUCCUUACAAAGCGUGGAUGGUCUACGGAGAGAGGUGAUGGUUCUGAACCUUUCUGCGUAGAACAUGACAGGCAGUUUCGGCUGCACUGUAAGACGUGUACAGAGCUGACAUGCUCGGAGUGCCUUCUAAAUAAUCAUGGCGGACAUAGUCUUGCUACACUCACAGAUGCGUUCGACAAUUUGUCGGAACACCACAAUAAGGCCAUAUCGAGGCUGGACGCCAGGAUCAUGUUGCUACGGGCAACGCAGAAGACGUGCAGGCACCUGGCACAGAAAACACAGACGGACGCCCAACGUAUAAAGCAGGAACUGACGUCGUAUUUCAACAGACUGCGUGACGUCAUCGAAAAACGUGAAUCUCAGAUGCGUGGCGAGAUUGACAGACGAGAACAGGAUGUGGUGCAGAAGUACAUGGGCAAAGCAGACGAAAUGUCGCGAAAGGAGAAACUAAUCGUCGACAUUAUGAACAGAGCCCAGACACUCGUGACGGAAAAUAAUCUGAAUUUCGUCAAAAAAUACAGCGAACAAUCACAAACCAUUGCUCAAGUGUUGGCCGACGAACAUUUGGACGGUACACCUCGGGUCAAGGGUCUUGAUGAAGUCACACUAGUCACGUGUUCGUUAGAAAAGGAAUUGUCAUCUAUAGCAUUGCGGUGGACCAAAGACGAGGUACGGCCCGCAAGGAAAGCGCCACCUGUACCAAACGGAAACACCACGUCGCCGUCCGAGAAAACCUCACCAUCAAACGAGAACACUACGUCAUCAACUACGCCAUCACCAAAGUCACGCCCACCACGCCCAUCCCCGACGCCUCGGGUCCCUCGAGAAAUCUUCCCAAACAUUCAGCAAAAUAUUCAUGUAACAAGAGGCAAAGACUGGCGCGACGGCGUUACAGACGGAGGUCCGGGUCACGUGGGUGUUGUGACCUCAGUGCAACGUGAAGUAGACCGCGUGACAUGUUCGGUACGCUGGCCAAACGGGAAAACCGGGACAUACAUCUACGGCCCACCGACAAUACAAGAGAUCAAACUUGUAUGACGUGUAUUGGACCUGUUGGUCCAUGUCAUCAUCAGUGUCAUCAUCUGAAGUGUGGUGGAAAAAGAGGGACGAUGACACAGAGAUCCUCCGCCAGUCUGGUCUGUUGUUGAGGGCUGUGAGUAGCUCAUCCAUGGUCCACUCUUUCACAUUGCCCAUCCAGCUUUUCAUCUGACGACCAAGACGGCAACCUCCCUUUCGCGUGCCCUUGAGCACAGUCUUGAGCAGUGAGUCGUGCCGGAUGACAUGUCCAACCCAAGCCAGCUGUCGUCAGGCGUGGUUCUUGUUUAGUGUGAAGUCUCGACUGGGACCUCCCUUUAGCGUGCCGUGGAGCAUAACCUUGCAAAGAGAAUCGUGCCUGAUGACGUGUCCAACCCGAGCUAGCUUUCGUCUGGCGGGCCUCUUGAUUAGUGUGAAGUGUACAGGCCAUGUCAAUAUAUGUAGAACACUCACUAAUCUUCCAGUGUGAUUGAAGCGACUUGAAUCUCUUGCACUUCUUUCCAAAUUUCCGUUCACAUAAAAAAUAUGGGACCUAUGACUACAAGUAUUUAGCAAGUAUAUUAUAGAAUAUCAAACCUGUGUAACCUGCUUUUUUUGCAUGUAUGAAAAUGACAACCAUCCGAAUUUCACUGUGAUAUGUACAUGAUGAAUCAAGAAAACACUGGCUACUGUCGAUUUACUUUGAAAACUGGGGCUUACGACUACAGGGAUGUAGACUUACAUUUUACCCCAAAUGUUACACCUUUAUUAUCUCUCAACACAUCUUAUGUAGAGGACAUAUUGGUUUUCUCGGAAAUCUAGGGGCCUACCAAGUGUUAAAUGGACCAUUGUCUUACGGACUCCUGCUUAUUGUAGCCGCGUUAUCGGAAACUAUGAGGAAUCAUGGAUGACAAUGUCUUCUUUUAUAUAUUUUAUUUAUUUAAACAUACCAUGUCAAGUUCGAUCCUUGCGAUAUAUACUGCGAUCUUCGCAAUAUCAGGAUACCACAAUAAAAUUAAUAUGAGCAAGAAAAAUAAGAUAAACAAGAAAUGUGUUCGUCAGAAACGCAAUGCCCCCUACUGCGCCGCUUUGAUAGAUUUUUUUUAAUCAGUUGGCAGGUACAGAUAAUUAUCUCCUUUUAAAGCUUAUUACUUCAUUUACUUGGAUUUGUUUUUUACCUUUGACCUUUAAGGGUGACCUUGACCUUCCACCACUCAAAAUAUGCAGCUCCAUGAGAUACACAUGCAUGACAAAUAUCAAGUUGCUAUCUGAAGCGACAUAGAAGUUAUGAGCAUUUGUCGAAACCUAAACGCAAAGUGUGACGGACAGACAGACGGACGGACAGUCCGAUCACUAUAUGCCCUCCUUCGGGGCAUACGAAAAAAUAAGAAGACGAUGAUGCUGCUCUGUACAUAUUUAAUUAUUCAUAUUCUACACAUCCUUGCCAGAAACGCUAGAUUCCCCUGAAAUGAACGACAACUCUGAUAAAACGAUUGGUGAUAAACUCCUCACAGUGAUCUCUUACCAAAGUUAUACUCCACUGACUGAAAACAUGUCGAAUAUUGCUGUACCAUAAAACAUUUUAAUUAUUUCAGAGCUGCUUAUUAA
This is a messenger RNA of Dreissena polymorpha, 3203 nucleotides long. Its product is annotated as tripartite motif-containing protein 59-like. Gene Ontology annotation, biological process: protein ubiquitination. Bases 87 to 1619 code for a protein of 510 amino acids. The record is from RefSeq and is a predicted model, not a curated record. The transcript has 8 exons. Gene Ontology annotation, molecular function: zinc ion binding; ubiquitin-protein transferase activity. NCBI's taxonomy places the organism in Eukaryota, Metazoa, Mollusca, Bivalvia, Myida, Dreissenidae.